This is a messenger RNA of Stegastes partitus (bicolor damselfish), 1312 nucleotides long. RefSeq names its product SAGA complex associated factor 29 (gene sgf29). The record is from RefSeq and is a predicted model, not a curated record. The transcript has 10 exons. NCBI's taxonomy places the organism in Eukaryota, Metazoa, Chordata, Actinopteri, Pomacentridae. Gene Ontology annotation, cellular component: SAGA complex. The coding region runs from base 70 to 942 and encodes 290 amino acids.
AAGAAGAAGAGGCUAAUCUGUAGUUAGCAAAGCAGCAGCAAAAAAGGAAUAAAGGACCGCGGUGCAGACAUGUCAGCAGAUACUAAGAUUGCUGAGCUGCUCACGGAGCUUCACCAGCUUAUCAAACAGACCCAGGAGGAGAGGUCACGCAGUGAACACAAUCUACUCAACAUCCAGAAAACACAUGAGAGAAUGCAGACGGAAAACAAAACAUCUCCGUACUACCGAACCAAACUGAGAGGCCUGUACACCACAGCUAAAGCAGAUGCUGAAGCAGAGUGUAGUAUUCUGCGUCACGCUCUCGAUAAAAUCGCAGAAAUCAAGUCUUUGCUGGAGGAGCGUCGGAUUGCUGCUAAGAUGGCAGGAGUUUACAGCGACAGCGACCCUCCCAGGAAGACAAUGAGACGAGGCGUCCUGAUGACGCUACUGCAGCAGUCGGCCAUGACGCUGCCUCUGUGGAUCGGGAAGCCUGGAGAGAGCCCUCCUCCUCUGUGCGGGGCGACGCCGGCCAGCAGUGACUACGUGGCCAAACAGGGCGACAAGGUGGCAGCGAGGGUGAAGGCGGUGGACGGAGACGAGCAGUGGAUCCUGGCCGAGGUGGUCAGCUACAACCACUCCACCAACAAGUAUGAAGUGGACGACAUUGAUGAAGAGGGCAAAGAGCGGCACACUCUGAGCAGAAGGAGGAUCAUCCCCCUGCCUCAGUGGAAGGCCAACCCAGAGACGGACCCCGAGGCCCUGUUCAGUAAGGACCAGCUGGUUCUGGCUCUUUACCCUCAGACCACCUGCUUCUACCGGGCCCUGAUCCACACUCCACCACACCGGCCGCAGGACGAUUACUCGGUGCUGUUCGAGGACACUUCGUACGCCGACGGUUAUUCUCCUCCUCUGAACGUGGCGCAGCGAUACGUCGUCGCCUGCAAAGAGAACAAGAAGAAGUGAGCUGGAUCUUAAAACACAGCAGAGAACGAAGCCUGCGUGUGAGAAAUAUUGUCUUCGAUAGCAGCUGUUUGCAUUUUAAAUGUAAAAAUGAUCUGAAACCUGCUGAAUCUGAUUCCAUCUGACUCUGAUCAUACUUGAGAUUCCUGCAGAAAGAAACCAAGCUGAGCUGGACGGACAUUCAGUUUGUAUUUUAACAGGGAAACUCGUUCACAUUUUCUUGGAGCGUCAUCUGUUGGUCAGCGAAAGAACUGCAGCGACUUCCAGCUGCUGCAAUGGGAACAAAUGCAGUUAUUUUGAGACUGUAUAUUUUUAUAUUUCAUGCAUCAACAAUUUCUGUGUUGUAUAUUAAAAAAAAACUCUAUGUACAGAA